Oldenlandia corymbosa var. corymbosa is the source of this 1278-nucleotide messenger RNA. NCBI's taxonomy places the organism in Eukaryota, Viridiplantae, Streptophyta, Magnoliopsida, Gentianales, Rubiaceae. The record is from the annotation of a GenBank genome assembly.
AUGGGUUCUCCACAGCCGCGAAACCCUAACGAUAUUCCAGUUCCUUACACAAUUCCACCGUGGAACGGGCUGCCAUGCCAUCCAUAUUCUUUAGAGGUUGUUGAAGAUGGAGCCAUUAUUGGCGAUUUUGAAUUAAACAAAAAGGGCGCAUAUAUGUUUGGUCGUUUAGAUUCAUGCGAUUUUGUCCUUGACCAUCCCACAAUCUCUCGAUUUCAUGCGGUAAUCCAAUUCAGCAGCAACGGAGGAGAAGCUUAUCUGUAUGAUCUUGGUAGCACUCAUGGUACAUUUAUAAACAAGAAUCAGGUUAAGAAAAGGGCUUAUGUCGAAUUGCGUGUUGGCGACGUUGUAUGCUUUGGUAAGUCAUCUAGGUUAUAUUUUUUCCAAGGUCCCUCUGAGUUGAUGCCCCCUGAGGGUUUUGUAUUACGACCAAAGCUCGAAGGAGAAUCCAUGGACGAGGGUAUAUCGUGGGGAAUGCAAGAGGACGCAAUUGAAGAAGACGAAUGUGACGUUGAUGGUAUGAUUACUUGGAAAACUUAUGAAGGAAAACUAACUGAGAAGCAAGAGAAGACACGCGAAAAAGUUGUGAAAAGGAUAGAAAACAUUGCUCACUUGAACAUUGAGAUUAAGGCUAUCCGGGCUAAAGGUGGUUUAACACAUGGACAGCAGAUGCAAAUUGCUCGGAAUGAGCAAAGGAUAUCGCAAAUCACGGAAGAGCUCGAAAACCUGGAGGAGACAUUGAAUGAAAGCAUUCGGGAGAGUUUCAUUGCCCGGAAUGGGAAGAGUACUAAAAGAGGUCGGAAAGACGAAUUAGAUUAUACAGCUGAAUCGCUUCUUGAGAAGAAAGAAGGGAUUCUUAAAGAGAUGGAAAACAAGAGGAAGUUGCUUGAACAAGAUGAUGGCGAAACCGCGCAACCUAAUAAUGAAGUUGGGGGAGAAUUAGGAGAUGAACUCGACGCGUAUAUGUCUAGGGUUUCAUCUCAACUUGCUCUUGAGAAUGAAGCGAAGCUCCAAAAGGAACUGGCCUCUCUUCAGUCUGAAUUGGAUAAAGUGUUGUACUUGCUAAAUAUUGCGGAUCCGACGGGCGAAGCCGCGAGAAGGAGAGAUUCUGCUGCGAGAUCGAGCAUUGGGAAAGUAGGAUCAGAACCUAGCCUCAAGUCAGUAGGAAGUGAAACAGUUCCUCAUGACGCCACAGAUGAUGCCAAAGAUUUGAAAAAUAAGGAGGGCAAACUAGAGGUUCAAGAUACCACAGAAAAUGUUCCCAUAAAAAGUACAAGCUAG